This is a messenger RNA of Phascolarctos cinereus (koala), 1494 nucleotides long. Its product is annotated as formyl peptide receptor 2-like. Gene Ontology annotation, molecular function: complement receptor activity; N-formyl peptide receptor activity. Gene Ontology annotation, cellular component: plasma membrane. The record is from RefSeq and is a predicted model, not a curated record. NCBI's taxonomy places the organism in Eukaryota, Metazoa, Chordata, Mammalia, Diprotodontia, Phascolarctidae. Gene Ontology annotation, biological process: positive regulation of cytosolic calcium ion concentration; phospholipase C-activating G protein-coupled receptor signaling pathway; inflammatory response.
CAGAUGUCUGUUGGCAGAGGGGAUGUGUUCUUCUGACUACAAGUUACUCAAUUCUGAGUAAGCCACAGACAUCUCUCAAUCCUCUUCCUUCACCCUGAAGUUCAGUUUAACCUCAAAGAAGACGAGACACUAGUGCAGCAUCAAUACGCAUGGUGCUAGCAUGAUGGAGAACUCCUCAGUGCUCCCUUCAGAUGCUUCAGACGCCCUCUUCCCCACAGAGGCACCACCAACUGCCGUCCACCAGGCCUUCUGGAUCAUCUCACUCAUCAUCUUCUGCCUAGCCUUUGUGCUGGGCAUAACUGGCAAUGGGCUAGUGAUCUGGGUGGCAGGCUUCCGGAUGGCUCGCACGGUCACCACUGUCUUGUUCCUCAACCUGGCUUCAGCAGACUUCACCUUCACUGCCUUCCUGCCAUUCCUCAUCAUUGGCACCGCCCUGCAGCCCCACUGGCCCUUUGGCUGGUUCCUCUGCAAGCUAAUUAGCUCCCUGGCUAUUUUUAAUAUGUCUGCCAGCGUCUUCUUGCUGACCCUCAUCUCUCUUGACCGCUGUGUCUCUGUCCUCUGGCCAGUGUGGGCCAGGAAUCACCGCACACCUCGUCGAGCUGCCCUGGGUGCUGCAGGCGCCUGGACUUUUGCCUUGGCCUUCUCUGUCCCAACAGUCAUCUUCAGGACCACAUACACAGAGAAUGAGACCACCCUUUGCUACCCUGAGUUUGACCCCUGGGAGGAGGCAGGAGAUGAUGAGGAGUACUAUGAUGCCCUGUCUGAAAGCCGCCACCGGUCACUGGUGGUCAGCCGCUUCAUCCUUGGCUUUGUAAUUCCACUCCUCAUCAUUACUGUCUGCUAUGGCCUCAUCACUGUCAAGCUCUGGAGUAGAAUGAAGACCACCAAGUCCAGUCGGCCCUUCAAGAUCCUCACAGCCGUGGUGGCCGCCUUCUUCCUCUGCUGGCUCCCUCACCACAUGGUGGGCAUGAUAGAGGUUUCUGUCUCCAGCCAUUCACACUUUUUAGAUGUUCUGCCUUACCUGAGCCCUCUCUCAUCCUCCCUGGCAUUUGUCAACAGUUGCCUGAACCCCUUGCUCUAUGUCUUCUUAGGCCGGGACUUCAGGGAAAGACUGUUCAGAUCCCUGCCAGCUGCUCUGGAGCGGGCUCUGAGUGAGGAGUCUAACCCGACUGUAACCACAGGCAAUAGUUCUACCUGUGCACCUCCUGCCAGUGAUGCCGAAACUCAGGGUCUGUGAGGGGGCACCUUAUCUUCUGUGGUCUUUCUGUGGGGCCUCCUUCACAUGGUCUGCUUUUCAAUUUCUAAAACCCUUUCUGGCUCUUACAUUCUAUGUUUUAAGCCCUCCAUCCCAUCACUGGCAGUCAAUGUUCUAGAUACCCUUCUGAUGAUAAUAUUCUUGCUCUAACCCACUAAAACUGAAUGUUUCCCCUUCAGGGGGAAAAAUGGACACUCAAUGAAAUAGGGGAUUUUCAAGUAUUCUUGAUGAAAAGACCA